Molecule: messenger RNA, 2877 nt
Organism: Agrilus planipennis (emerald ash borer)
Lineage: Eukaryota; Metazoa; Arthropoda; Insecta; Coleoptera; Buprestidae
Product: facilitated trehalose transporter Tret1-2 homolog
Exons: 2
Coding region: 289-1701 (470 amino acids)
Biological process (GO): carbohydrate transport; transmembrane transport
Cellular component (GO): membrane
Molecular function (GO): sugar transmembrane transporter activity
Source: RefSeq, a predicted model, not a curated record
GCCUUUUAGACCACAACAUUCGUUGAACAACGUAUGUUUACAACCUCGUUUACACUCGUAUCUCUAUGUACGUUUGCAUGUAUACUACAUUCGCGUAGUAUAUAUAAGGAAAUUUCUAAGUUCAAAAGCACUUGGUGUUCUUUUAACAAGUUCCCGAAUAUCGAAGUUGCAGUCAUAACUUUUGCUUUAUAAUUGUUUUUGGCUCGGAAAGUUAAAGCACGUUGCCAAUUCUAAAGUAAAUUGUACCGUUUGCAUCAAAAAAGUGAAUACAAGAAAUAAGGAAUCGGAAUGAAGAUUUUAACAGGAUGCAACAACAAAACUUCCAAGGGAAAUCCCUUGUAUCAAUACCUGGCCAUGAUAACUGGUUCCUUAAAUGUAAUAUGUAGCGGUAUGCAUUUCGGAUGGCCUUCCCCAUCCCUUCCACGCCUCCUUAGGGAAGAUUCGCCCGUGAAGAUAACAAGUGAUGACGGUUCGUGGCUUGCUGUAAUGCCUCUUCUGGGUGCUGUGCUAGGAUCGGCCACAACCAGCUUUUUAGUGGAAAGAUUCGGUCGCAAACCUGUCAUCUUUGGUACUUCUAUUCCAUACAUCAUCACUUGGUUACUGGUAGCGUUCUCUCCAAAUGCCGCCAUGCUUAUGGUAGCGAGAUUUUUGGCCGGAAUUACAGAUGGGUUUCUCUUUUGCACCAUGCCCAUGUAUCUGGGUGAGAUUGCGGAACCGAGGAUCCGAGGAACCAUAGGUAGCAGUCUAAGUGUCAAUUUCACCCUUGGAAUUCUCUUAAUCAACAUCAUCGGAUCGUUUACGACAGUUAAAAUGACAGCAUUGAUAUCGACAAUAUUUCCCUGUUUGGCGGCAGCAACGUUCGUUUUCAUGCCAGAGAGUCCUUAUCAUUAUAUCAUAAAAGGGCAAUUGGAAGAGGCAAAAAUUAGUUUGAGAAAAUUCAGGGGAAACGAAGAUGUAGAUGGAGAAGUCACUAGACUCAUGGAUGGUAUUAAGGAAUCGAAUGUUAAAACAGCAAAGUUUACUGAUCUCUUCAUGGAGAAAAGUAACAGAACAGCGCUUCUUUUAAUGAUGGGUUUAAGAGCUGCCCAGCAGUUUGGUGGUACUUCUGCCAUUACAUUCUAUGCUGGUACUAUUUUCCAAGAAGCCGGCGAUCACAUCAGUCCUGAAGUAGCUUCAAUUAUUUACUUUGCUGUGCAAUUGGGCAUGGGAUGUGUGUCGCUUAUGAUUGUGGACAUCACCGGGAGAAGGCCCCUUCUAAUUCUAUCUAUAACUGGUGCUUGCAUCGCCCUUUUUGUGGAAGGUUCUUAUUUUUACAUUCACAACGUCACUUCUAUAAGCACGGCGUCGUUUUCGUGGUUGCCUGUUGCAGCCCUGGUGUUCUACGUUGUGAUUUUUAGUGUAGGAAUGCAACCUAUUCCAAUGCUUAUCCUUGGGGAAUUAUUUUCACCCGGCGUUAAAGCAUACGCGUUAGGUUUUGCUGACAUAUACUUUUCAUUUUUGGCAACGAUCGUGUCCAAAUUUUUCCAAGCGGUGAAAGACGAAUUUGGAAUAUACGUACCAUUCUUUACCUUUAGCGGUUGUUGUAUUUUGGGACUUAUCUUUAUUGUUAUCUGCUUUCCCGAAACGAAGGGGAAAACCUUGGAAGAAAUCCAGCAGAACUUUAAGGGAAAGAAACCAACGAAUAAUCCAACUGAACCUUAAAUUAACUGAUUUUAGUAGAUAAUAAACUAGGAAUUAUUGGUUAUUGGUAUUCGGUUAUUAAUAUAAACUAAAUUUAUUUUAUGUUUAUUAAAAAAGCUGAUAAAGUUUGAAUGAAGAAACUCAGUUGGUGCAGGUGUCAGCCAACUUGAUACUAAAUGACGAAAUUAUUGUAUUUUACCUCAAACCUCAAUAUAGACGAGAAUGUUAGGUUAGGUUAGGUUAUUACCUCAAACCCCAAUACAGACGAGAUGGUUAAAAGAUUAGAAAUAUGUUUAAAAAUUUGGUUAAAAAUGUUUAGUAGCUUUAAAAACAAGACAACCAUACAUCUCGUUUACUUAAAUUAGUUGUUUCUUAAAUUCUUUACUAAAAAUAUGAACUUUUGGUUUAAAUUAUGAUUUAUAUUUUUAUUUGGUUGGAGCAGAAAUAUUCCUCAAGUUCCCCAUUUAUUACCAUUGUUUCUAAAACGAAGCCUUCCACCAUACUUGCCAGCUUUGCACUACAAUCUCGCCUACUGUCAUUAAUAGUCGCAAAGAUGAUUUUUUUCAAACAACAAAUUAUAUGUUAUACAUCCAGCAGGCUAUGCAGUGGGCUAAAAAUAGUUCAUAGAUCUCGUCUACUUACUUAAAUUAGUUGUUUCUUAAAUUCUUUACUAAAAAUGUGAUCUUUUGAUUUAUUGUUUGGUUGAUGAAAACUUUCAAAAAAAAAAAAGUGUUAGAAAUAUAUAAAUGCAGUAGCGAUUGUAACGAAUAGUUAAGGAUACUUAAAACUAAGUCAGUUCUACUUAACGUUGCGCUUACUUAAGUUACACAUAUGAAACGUACUGGUUUUACAGUACAAUUUAUAUUAAUUUAAAAAUUAAGUCAAUAUACUAUAUAUAGAACAAAUUACGUAUAUGUUCAUUUGUAGGUAUAUUUCUUAUGUUAAGUAAUCAUCUUCCACUUGCCAAUAAUUGACGUAAGGCUGAUUGAAUACUUAUAACGAUUGAUGACAGGGUUAAUCAUCUAUUAAUCAAUCACGAGAAAGAAGUUGAAUAUGUAUUUCAUGUGACGCAAAGCAUAUGUAUACAACUAAUGUGAUACUGAUUCUAAAGGUACUUAUUGCGAAACUGCUAUUGUAUUAUAUUAUCUAUAUAAUUUAGGGUAUUAAUAUUAAUUGUAAAGAAUCCUUUUUAUACAA